Molecule: messenger RNA, 855 nt
Organism: Mucor mucedo
Lineage: Eukaryota; Fungi; Mucoromycota; Mucoromycetes; Mucorales; Mucoraceae
Exons: 3
Coding region: 54-791 (245 amino acids)
Source: RefSeq, a predicted model, not a curated record
UUCUUUUUUUUUCUUCUUAAUAAAUACACACAAUAAUUAUUUUAUAAAAAACGAUGUCUGAUUCCUAUAGUAGAGACGAUACACCUCCUGAGCCAUCGAGAGCCAGUUCAACUUUUUCGGUGCGAUCUAUACAAUCAAAAAGAGAGCCAUCACCUUCUGAAUCACAGCGAUCGAGAGUCUCCAAACGAGAAGAGUCGUCCAAAAGACGACCAAAGGAAGAAGGCAUUGAUCUCCAAACACAACCAAGUUCCCAAGUGCCCACCACAAGACGUGCCAACUACACCCAUUCUGCCCAUGCGAAAUUCGUGCAAAAGCAGAAAUGGGGUCCCUUGUCUACAGAAACCAUGUUAGACGUCAAAAAUAUCUUGGCCGAUGCUUAUGAAAAUACAUUGAAUGCGAUACCAGGCUCCUCCCAAGAUAAUUUGGACAGGAGACACAGGGAACAUUUGAUCUUGUGUGCUAGAAGUAUCAAUAAAGCCAUCAAGCGCUUGUCAGUACCUGGUGAGGUCGAUCCUAGCUUAUUGGAUCCCACCACGCAUGAGCUCAAGAUUCAACAUAGGAAGGAGUACAAGGAAAAGAAAUUGAUGAUGGGAAAAGCCAUUUUGCAGCAGGAACGAUAUGAGCAGAAUCUGCGGCAAAAGGUGGAACAGCUUGAGCAAUUACGAGAAAAAGUACAACAAGAAAAACAGGAAUCGAUGGGGCAACUGCUAAAGACAGACGUCAAUCAAGAUUACUUUCAAAGCCUAUUAAGAAAUCCUAACGGAUCCACAAAUAGGAACUCCUUCAUGUAACCCACAAUGUGACAUCAUAUCAAAAAUAAAUAAACCUGGAUUCUCUCUACUCUCUCUCUUUCUC